Periophthalmus magnuspinnatus is the source of this 1076-nucleotide messenger RNA. RefSeq lists its product as uncharacterized. The coding region runs from base 47 to 829 and encodes 260 amino acids. Gene Ontology annotation, cellular component: mitochondrion. Gene Ontology annotation, molecular function: iron-sulfur cluster binding; iron ion binding. The record is from RefSeq and is a predicted model, not a curated record. Lineage: Eukaryota; Metazoa; Chordata; Actinopteri; Gobiiformes; Gobiidae. Gene Ontology annotation, biological process: iron-sulfur cluster assembly. The transcript has 8 exons.
CUGUCCUCGUCUACCACACGAGGUCCUCAUCUCCAAAACAAACAAGAUGGCGGCGCGCAGGGGCUGGGCUCUCCUUCAGCUAUUACGGACAAGAAAUGUGACUCAGAUUCGGGUCCCCGACACCGCGUGGGCCUCAUACCACACACAGACCAGGGGCCAAGAGUCCAGAAGACUGCAGUCUGUGACAAGGAGCACACUUGUAUCCAGGAGAGCCUUGUCCAUUGAAACACAGGAUACACCAAACCCGCGGAGUCUGAAGUUUCUGCCUGGGAAAGCCGUACUCGGGAAUGGAACACUGGAUUUCCCUUCCCCGAGCUCGGCUGAGUGCUCCACUUUAGCCAGGAAUUUGUUUGACAUUGAAGGAGUAAAAAGUGUGUUCUUUGGCCCGGACUUCAUAACACUGACAAAGACAGAUGAGGAGAUGGAGUGGACACAUAUCAAACGCCAUGCAGUGGAAGCUAUUACUAAGUUUUUUGAAAGUGGUGACCCUGUAACAACUGGUGCAAUACAUAAUGAAAGCAGUCACUGUGAAGAUGAUGAUGAUGUAGUAUCACUCAUAAAAGAACUCCUGGACACCAGAAUCAGGCCAACCGUACAGGAGGACGGAGGUGAUGUCAUCUUUAAAGGCUUUGAGGAUGGAGUUGUGAAGCUAAAGCUGGUUGGUUCCUGCACUGGUUGUCCAAGCUCCACAGUUACUUUACGAAGUGGGAUUCAAAACAUGAUGCAAUUUUAUAUCCCAGAGGUUGACAAAGUGGAACAGGUUGAAGAUGAAGUUGAUGAAGUCAAUGCAAAGGUUUUCCAAGAGGUUGAACAUAAACUGCAAGAAUAAAGAAAGAAAGAAAUGGUUAUCGAUAAAAACAAAAGUGUAAAUACCACAUUGCAUAGUACUGAGUGCAUAUGUUUUGUAUUUAUAACUCACCUGUGACUGUAUGUGAUGCAUUUUAAUGUAAGGAUGUUUAAAGUUAUGUGAAAAAGCUGUUUUCCAGUUCAGUAACAAAGAAAGCUGCAUUCAUGAAUGAAGUCACUGUAAAACUUUAUUUGACAAAUUGUAUGGCAUAAAUACAUGUUUUUUCCUG